AUGUUUCGCGUGGCCGGUCUCCGCGCGCGGUUCGCAGUCCUCGCGAUACUCGUCAUGGCUCUUUGUUCAUUCUUACUCCUAGGCCCCUACAAAGUAACACCCGGCCACCUUACUUUCACGACACCCGGGAGGGAUCUGGGGCAUACUAGCCAAAGCCUGCUUACAGGACACGCAAUCGCGCCAAAGCUGGGAAACGCGACGGCAAAAGCAGAACUUGGUCGCGCGGCCUGGAAAGUCCUUCACACAACCUUCGCCCGCUUCCCCGAGAAGCCUACAGAGGAGGAGAAAGAGGCGCUACGGUCAUAUGUUCACCUGUUCCAGCGCCUGUACCCAUGUGGAGAAUGCGCAGAGCACUUUGGACAAGUGCUUGCCAAAUACCCUCCCCAGGUGUCGUCCCGGACAGCGGCAGCCAUGUGGGGCUGCUACGUGCACAACGUUGUCAAUAAAAGGCUGAAGAAGCCGGAGUUCAACUGCGAAGACAUAGGCGACGCAUACGAUUGCGGUUGCGCAGAAGAAUGA
This is a messenger RNA of Bipolaris zeicola 26-R-13, 519 nucleotides long. RefSeq lists its product as uncharacterized. The coding region runs from base 1 to 519 and encodes 172 amino acids. The record is from RefSeq and is a predicted model, not a curated record. Gene Ontology annotation, cellular component: mitochondrion. Lineage: Eukaryota; Fungi; Ascomycota; Dothideomycetes; Pleosporales; Pleosporaceae. The transcript has 4 exons. Gene Ontology annotation, molecular function: flavin-dependent sulfhydryl oxidase activity; flavin adenine dinucleotide binding.